Messenger RNA from Stegastes partitus (bicolor damselfish), 1800 nucleotides. RefSeq names its product polymeric immunoglobulin receptor-like. Gene Ontology annotation, molecular function: transmembrane signaling receptor activity. The record is from RefSeq and is a predicted model, not a curated record. Lineage: Eukaryota; Metazoa; Chordata; Actinopteri; Pomacentridae. Bases 29 to 1522 code for a protein of 497 amino acids. Gene Ontology annotation, cellular component: plasma membrane. The transcript has 9 exons.
GUUUCUGUUUCUUUGAAGUCAAACAAAGAUGAGGCGCCUUCGCAACCUGCUCUUCACCUGCUACACUGCUCUGAGUGCUUUGACCAGUGCAGCAGGUUUGAUCCGUGUGUUUGGAUACGAGGGGAGAGAUGUGAAUGUUUCCUGCAGCUAUGGUCAGGGCUACGAGGAUUAUGAGAAGUACCUGUGCAAGGACAACUGUGGAUGGGAUGAUGUUCUUAUUACGACAGCAGUAACAGAGAAGAACAGAUAUUCCAUCUAUGACGACAAAAAGGCACGAACGGCCACUGUGACCAUCUCUGAACUUCGUGCUUCGGAUUCUGGGAAAUACUAUUGCGGGGUGACCAGGAGUGGGAAAGAUAUCUAUAAAGAAGUCAGCCUGGAGAUAAAACAAGACAGCUGCUGUGACAAUGUGGUUCAAAUCCAAAGUCAUGAGGGAGGUUCGGCGUCCUUCGGUUGUUCGUAUGAUUCUGAGAACCAGAACAACCUGAAGUACGUCUGCAGGGGGAAGCAGCCGUCCACAUGUCUGCAGCAGGCACUGAUCACCUCUGACCAACAACAAAGGGGACAGUACGCUCUAACUGAUGACAAGGAGUCCAGAAAAUUCACAGUGGCCAUCAGCAAUCUGACCCAAAAGGAUUCUGGGUCAUACCUCUGUGGCGUCCGUAGAAACACCGGACUGGAUGUUUUCUCUGCUGCUGAGCUGGAAGUGAAAGAUUGGUGCUGUGUGAAGUCAAAGGAGAUGAGUGGCAUUGUGGGACAGCAAAUGACUUUUCAGUGUCCUUAUCCGCCUCAUCAUCGAAAUAACAUGAAGUUUCUCUGUAAGGGAGACCACCGCAACAACUGCACAGACAUGGUGACGAGUCAGAGCAGGUUCACGAUGCAGUAUGACGUUUCUAACAACUUGUUUUUGGUGACCAUCUCGGACCUGGAAGCGGGUGAUGCUGGGACGUACUGGUGUGGUUCAGACCGCCAGUGGAGUGUUGGAAAUUACACCAAGAUUCAGCUGUCAGUAGUCUUUCUGCAGCCGACCAGCUCUGUGAUCAUCACUGUGGAAACUGUCAAAACAAUUUCAACGCCUGAUUCUGGCAAACUUACGAAAGUCUUUCUGCAGCCGACCAGCUCUGUGAUCUCUGCCAUCACUGUGGAAACUGCUGAAACAAAUUCAACACAUGAUUCUGGCAAACAUAUUAAAGACGCAGCGCUCUAUGUGGUUUUCACGGUGUCCGCUGCACUGCUCAUACUGACGUUGGCCUUGGUUUUUGUCUACAAAUACAAAUGUUCUAAAGGGCAAGGUGCCGGAGUCGCCACAAACAGAAACAAACCUGAAGCUGCAGGGGAAGCGACGGGUGGAGCAGAUAUUUAUGAAAAUCAAGAUGUUGUGAGGUACUCAAAGCAGAGGGAAUCCAGACAGCAGAGCCCCUGUUUUCAGUAUGACGACGUAGAUGACGACCAACCGGACUAUGAAAACAUCACAGAAGACAUCUACUGUAAUCAGACUUUCCAUAAAGCCAAUAACAGAUGAAUUGUUUUGUCUUCAGCAUGAACAGCAGUGCAACUCAAAUUUAUGUACUGCUGUGAUCCAACAAUUACAUGAGUCUUACUGAAGACUUUGUUGUUCUUUCUGAUCCAUAUUUGUUUCAUUGUUAACAGAAGAUAUAGUUAGUAUGUAUGUUGAUGACCAUCUGCACUUCUUGUAUGAAAUUGUGGAUAUAGUGUGAAAUUUCAGCCGUACCAUUUAAAUGUAAGUUAACUGCUUGUAAAUAGUAAAAGUGAAUAAAUGAACGAACCAUAACAAACUCA